Phalaenopsis equestris is the source of this 1528-nucleotide messenger RNA. RefSeq lists its product as uncharacterized. The transcript is spliced from 8 exons. The record is from RefSeq and is a predicted model, not a curated record. The coding region runs from base 36 to 1457 and encodes 473 amino acids. Lineage: Eukaryota; Viridiplantae; Streptophyta; Magnoliopsida; Asparagales; Orchidaceae.
UAAGCCUUGUUGUUUGAAGAUCAGGAGCUGACUCAAUGGCAUCAACUGACACUCCAAUACAAAAAACUGCAUCAGAUUUAGUGUUGCAGAUUUCUAUUCUUGAGAGAGAAAUUGUACGUUUGGAAAGCCAUCUAUUGUCGAUAUAUCGAUCUGCAUUCGAAAAUUAUUUUUCGAGUUCUCCAAUUACCUCAAGUUUUGCCAGAAGCUCGAGUGUAUAUGAAGCUGAACAUACUAAUGAAGAACUCGAUCUUUCUCCUGUCAAUGUCGGCGCUGACAAAAUUAGCUUCAAUAGCUAUAGUCAUUUAAGAUACUCACCUGCUCAAGAACCAGCAUCAAGUUCAAAUUCCAUUUAUUCUCGUUCCCAUGUUGUCGAUCGAAGAAUGAAAAUGCGAAAAUCUCGUUCCGACCAUCACACGCUCGCCGACUAUCUAGGCACGAACAUUCAAGAUCACAUAUCAGGGACAACAUUCAUGAUUUCUGAAGAUAUCAUUAAGUGCAUCUCAUCCAUCUGCUGCAAGCUUACAAGUAGCAGAAAGAAACAUAUGGAGCUUUUGCCUUCAUCUUCAUCUUCCUCUAACUCUUCAGUCUUAUUGUCUCCUGAAAAUCUUUGUAACAGUUGGAGCCCUCAGUUUUGGUGUGAAGCUGCAUCAAGUUCUUAUGGAAACAAUUCACCAAAACAAAAACAUGAUCCAUAUGAAGAUAUGAUUGAAGUUUCGAAGAUCUGCAUGGAUGAUGAUCAAUUCGAGUUCGCGUUUAAGAUGCUAAAGAUUUUCAGGUCCUUGAUUCGACGACUCGAGGAUGUUGAUCCGAGAAAAAUGGAGCAAAAUGAGCAGCUUGCUUUCUGGAUAAACAUACACAAUGCCUUGACAAUGCAUGCUUUUCUGGCUUGUGGACUACAAAAGAAUGUAACGAGGAACAACUCUUCAAUACAUAGAGCAGCAUAUAAUAUUGGAGGAUGUUCAGUAAAUACUUCUGUCAUUCAAAAAUUAAUACUUGGAUGCUGCCAUCCGCAAUGCUCUUCAUCGCAUUUGAGAUAUUUGUUCGCAUCAGAAAGGAAGUUGAGAAAAGUAGGGAGCAAUCAUCCAUAUGCUCUUCAUCAUCCGGAGCCUCUUGCUUAUUUUGCUCUUUGUAUGGGAGCUUCCUCUGAUCCUGCUGUCCGUCUCUACACAGCGAAAGAUGUUCACCAAGAGUUGAUUGUUGCGAAAAGAGAAUACAUUCAAUCUUAUGUCUCCAUCCAAAAAACCAAGAUAAUACUUCCCAAACUCUUACAUUACUAUGCCAAAGCUGCUUCUAAAGAACCAUCCGACCUCAUAAAGAUGGUAGCCUGCAACAUGGAGGAAGAUGUACAUGGAGCAAUGCAACAGUGCUUCCAAAAAAAUGGCAGCAAAUCAGUGACGUUCUCACCAUUUAAAACAGACUUCAGAUUUCUUUUCCAUAAUGAUCUGGUUAAGCAAUAAGACUCCCAUCUUGUAUUUUGUAGUCUUGUAGAUAUAGAGUGGAAGGACAUUGGAAUGUGUUUGAGAUUGUG